This is a messenger RNA of Adineta steineri, 723 nucleotides long. Lineage: Eukaryota; Metazoa; Rotifera; Eurotatoria; Adinetida; Adinetidae. The record is from the annotation of a GenBank genome assembly.
AUGAAUUUAUCAAAAUUUGAUUUUACUCGUUUAAAAAACCUUUUACCAUCAAGUUUAAAAUCUUUAUCAAUAAAUCCUACAUCUGAUUUAAUACGUGAAGAUGAAAAUAAUGAUACAGAAUUUUAUUCAACACCGCGUUUUGUUCAUCAUAUUGAUGAUAGAGCUCGAUAUGUUUUAUCUCAAUUCUAUACUUAUGCAAUUAAACAAACACCAGAAAGUAUAACAUUAGAUUUAUGUUCGUCAUGGACUUCACAUUUACCUGAAAAUUUCAUUGGUAAAGUCUUUGGUCUUGGAAUGAAUGAAUUAGAAUUAAAAGAAAAUACAUCUCUAAAUCAAGGUUAUACAGUACAAGAUCUAAAUCAAAAUCCUUCAUUAUCGAAAUUUUCUUCAAAUACAUUUGAUUCAGUGAUAUGUUCUGUUUCUGUUGAUUAUCUUAUUCAUCCGUUAAAAGUUUUUAAUGAAGUUGGAAGAAUAUUAAAACCAAAUGGAUUAUUUAUAACUUCAUUUUCAAAUCGUUGUUUUCCGACAAAAGUUAUUCGAAAAUGGCUUUAUAUGAACGAAUUACAACGUGUGGAAUGGGUUGCAAAUUAUUUUCUUCAAACAGAUACUUAUUUUAAUCCCAUGACAAUCAAUGCUUAUUCAUUUUUCGAUGAAAAUUUUUUACCAAUUACCGAUGAACAAUAUAUAGAUCCAAUGUAUAUUGUCUCAGCAAACAAAAAGUAA